AUGCCACCUGAUUCUUCGAAACAAUUGACCAAAAAACAAAAGAAGGCUCUCGCCUUCCGCGAACGAUCCGGCAAACCUGGCAAGUCCGGAAGCUCUCGUACCUCCAAACGCGAAGACGAAAUCCUCGACGUUCCAGUAUCGGAGAACUUGGAUGAGGCGGAAGCUGAGGCGGAUGGGGCUGCUGGCGCUGAUGCUGAGGUGCAUGAAGUCUCGAAACCUAAGGAGGUUGUGGCGAAGGGAAAAGGAAAGGGCAAGGAGAAGGCUAGGAAGGAAGGAGAUGUAACGAAGGAUGAGACGAAGUCGAAGAAGAGAAAGCGGGAUGGUGAGGCAGAUGAAGGUCAGGGAGAGAAUGGAGACGGUGAGGUGGAGGGGAAGGAAGGGAAGAAAGCAGCCAACGCGGAUGGGGAAGGAGCAGCUGGGAGCGAGGACAGGACAAAGGAGGACGCAAAGGAUAAGACAAAGCAACGGUUCAUCCUUUUCGUUGGUAACCUCAAAUAUACUACCUCAAAAGAAGCUAUCCAACAACAUUUCGCUAUCUGUGAUCCUCCACCGACCAUCCGCCUCCUCUCACCCAAACAGACAAGGCCAGGUGCCCCUACCGCAAAGUCCAAAGGUUGCGCCUUCCUCGAAUUCACAAGUCGCAAUGCCCUCCAACAAGCCCUCAAACUACACCAUUCUGAACUCGAAAGCCGAAAGAUAAACGUGGAGCUCACUGCCGGAGGUGGAGGGAAAAGCGAGUCAAGGCUGACGAAACUCCAAACGAGGAAUAAAGAGCUCGCAUCUCAAAGGGAGAAGAGGAUGCAGAAGGCUGUAGCGGACGGCGAGCAGGUGGCCCCGGAUCGGCCACAAAGGUAUUCUACCACAUCGGGCGAAGGUCAGGCUUCAGCUGGGAAGCGGACAUGGACAGUGGGUGAUGUUGACGACGGGGAGACGCAUCGUGGGGGCAAAAAUGCUAAGAAGAAGGUCAGAGGAGUGCGGACAAGGCCUCAGGGAACUGGUGUCAACGCCAUACCAGUCGGUUGAGCGGCCUUGUGUGUUGUACUUACCUCGUAUAAACGAGCUUCACAGGAACGCC
Stereum hirsutum FP-91666 SS1 is the source of this 1075-nucleotide messenger RNA. RefSeq lists its product as uncharacterized. Gene Ontology annotation, molecular function: RNA binding. The coding region runs from base 1 to 1023 and encodes 340 amino acids. The transcript has 5 exons. The record is from RefSeq and is a predicted model, not a curated record. Lineage: Eukaryota; Fungi; Basidiomycota; Agaricomycetes; Russulales; Stereaceae.